This is a messenger RNA of Ziziphus jujuba (common jujube), 1251 nucleotides long. RefSeq names its product probable aspartyl protease At4g16563. Lineage: Eukaryota; Viridiplantae; Streptophyta; Magnoliopsida; Rosales; Rhamnaceae. The transcript has a single exon. Gene Ontology annotation, cellular component: extracellular region. Gene Ontology annotation, molecular function: aspartic-type endopeptidase activity. Gene Ontology annotation, biological process: proteolysis. The record is from RefSeq and is a predicted model, not a curated record. Bases 1 to 1251 code for a protein of 416 amino acids.
AUGAUGGAGCCCCUGAGAGAAGUUAGAGAUGGGUAUAUAAUACCUAUUCUUUUAGGGACACCACCACAAGUCAUUCAAGUAUAUAUGGAUACUGGGAGUGAUCUUACAUGGGUUCCAUGUGGGAAUCUCUCUUUUGAGUGCAUGGACUGUGACGAUUAUAGGAACAGUAAGAUCUUGUCAACUAUUUUUUCUCCAACCCGUUCUCCUUCAUCAGUUAGAGAUCUCUGUGGAAGUUCCUUUUGCAUUGACAUCCAUAACUCAGAUAACUUUCUUGAUCCUUGUACGAUGGCUGGUUGCUCAUUGACCACACUUCUCAAAUCCACAUGUCCAAGACCAUGCCCUUCAUUUGCUUACACAUAUGGUGCAGGUGGGGUUGUCACAGGCACACUCACUAGGGAUACACUUAGGGUUCAUGAAAGUUAUAGCCCUAACAUCACCAAGGAAAUCCCUAAUUUCUGUUUUGGGUGUGUUGGGUCUAGCCAUAGAGAACCUAUCGGGAUUGCUGGGUUUGGUAGAGGAUUACUUUCUCUCCCAUCACAAUUAGGGUUUCUACAAAAUGGUUUUUCCCAUUGUUUCUUGCCCUUCAAGUUUGCUAACAACCCUAAUAUGUCAAGCCUCCUAAUUGUUGGAGAUUUGGCUAUUUCUUCUCAAGAUGAAAAACAUUUGCAAUUUACCCCAAUGUUGAAGAGCCUCAUGUAUCCAAACUUCUACUAUGUUGGUCUUGAGGCCAUAAAAGUAGGAGAUUCUAGCGUCACUGAAAUUCCUUUGAGCUUAAGAGAGUUUGAUUCAAAUGGUAAUGGAGGUAUGUUGAUUGACUCAGGUACUACUUAUACACAUUUACCUGAGCCAUUCUAUUCACAGCUUCUCUCACUUCUAAAGUCAGUGAUAUCGUAUCCUCGUGCCAAAGAAAUGGAGUCUCGAACUGGGUUCGAUCUUUGUCAUAAUGUUCCAUAUACAAAUAGCAGUACUAAUACAGCUGAUUCCCAGCUACUUCCCACAAUCUCUUUCCAUUUCUUGAAUAAUGUGAGUAUCGUGUUGUCUGAAGGAAGUCAUUUCUAUGCCAUGGCACCUCCACAUAACUCCACUGUGGUGAAAUGCUUGUUGUUUCAAAGCAUGGAAGAUGGAGAUUAUGGUCCUGCUGGUGUUUUGGGGAGCUUCCAACAGCAAAAUGUGAAGGUUGUGUAUGAUUUAGGGAAAGAGAGGAUUGGAUUUCAACAGAUGGACUGUGCUUCUGCUGCUGCUAGCGCUUGA